UACUUCCUACAGCGAUCAACAGGAGAAGGGGCUGAUGGGGGGCGCGGGAACAGGUGCGAUUGGCUCCAGCGUACCUGCGCAUGAAAACACCGUUUGCAACGUUUAACCGCUAUUGCAUUUAGGUAUGCAAAAAGUUUGGGCUGACCCCAGACCUGCCUCCGAUGACAUCACCAGAGCCGCUGCUGAUCGCGACGCGCGUUUGAGCGCUGCUGCAGAGCGAUGCGGAGCGACGCUUCGCUCAUUUAUCCGCACGAUCCGUCCUCGCGUUCACCGGGCGAAUACGGCCAAGACAUGGCAGAGAGGAGCCGAGGAAAGCGGAGAAAACAGGCGAACCCGCGGAGAAACCAAGGGGAGCUGGAGCGCUGCCUGGGCUCUGAGGGCGAGGAUGAGGGCAGUGUUUGGGGGAUGGAGGCUCUGGACAGCAGAGAUGCUCAGGAUAAAGUCAGUCUGACUCCCAGCGAGGGCACGGAGCCCGGCAGUCCCGUCCCGUGUGCGGAGAGCUGGGCCGACACCGAAACCACGCCGCUCAAAAUCCCGGCCGCAGACCCUGAACACUGUCAGGCUGACGCUCGUGUGAUGGACUCUGUGUCGCACCUGCUCAGCCCGAUUCACGCGCAACAAUGCAACGGAUCCGUCAGCUCGUACCAUUUAGACGGCGUUCACCGCGACAUGUCGCCCGUCUGCUGGUCACCCGGAGAACACGAGUCGCCCGAGGGCAAAGACGGUGGAGCCUUAAACCCUGAGACGGCUGUCCAGAUGUGUCCGUACUGCCAGCGGACGUACCGGCGUGACGCGUCUCUGCAGGAACACAUGAAGUUCUGUCAGGACAGGGAUGGAGGAGACAGCGCUUGUCCUCUGUGUGGAUACAGUACGCCGUACCGCGCUCAGAUGGAGCGACACCUGACCCUCCACAGCCAGAACUCCAUGUCUGAGCCCGGUCUGGAGAACAGAAAGUUCAAGUGCAAUCAGUGUGGAAAGGCCUUUAAAUACAAGCAUCACCUCAAAGAGCACCUGCGCAUUCACAGCGGUGAGAAGCCGUACGAAUGCUCGAACUGUAAGAAGCGCUUCAGUCACUCGGGCUCCUACAGCUCACACCUCAGCAGUAAGAAGUGCCUAAGCGGCGGCGGUGGCGCAACAGGGAACGGAGCUCAUUAUAACGCCCAUCCUGCGUACCUCUUCCCCUCGCCCACGUCGCCCCCUGCUGUCGGCGGGAGAAAGGGCUCUCGGUUCCCGCUGGAGUCGUCCGUUCCCGUCCUGAGCCGCUCGUGGGACCCGGCGGAGGAUCUGGCGCUGAGGACUGGUGUGUUUAAGGGCACAACGCUUCUGCCGCUGCUGCAGUCGCGCAGCAAAUUCGAGCAUCUGCUGCAGGAGAUGCUGCGGAGGGAGGUGAGAGACGAGAAACAAGCCAAAACUGAAAACUUCUCUCGGCUGUACGACACCCAAACAUCGCCCACAACCAAUCACGCGCCUUAUAGAGAGCUUUCGUCACCGCAGCGGGCGUCUUGGCAUUCUGUGCCGCAACAGAUCCUUGUGCCUUUACCGACACCCGCGCAACUGGAUAACCGCUGGCCCAGCGAAGAAAGCGCAAGUCCGAAAAAAAACCCCAUGUCGCCUGCUUUACCCGAACGCCAGCAUCCCAUUGGCUCACGCUUCGGCUCUCCUCCCAGCUUGGACCUGUCAAUCAACACAUCGCCACGGCAACUGAACCACAUCCAGAGCGAACCUUUAGACUUGUCUAUUCCCAAAGCGCAUUCGGUCGUGCCGCGGAAUCCGGCGUGUAACGGCAACUUAACGCAUCACGAGAGCGUGUUUAAGAGACUGACUCCGCCCUCCCAGCAGCAGGUGGGCGGGGCCUAUGCGGCAUCUCCGCUGUUCGGAAGCACAGUGUUCGGCAGCUUCCCGCUCUUCAAUCACAUGAUCCCCGCCGGUCUGGGACACAACGGUCUGACAUCACUUCCUCUCACGCCACCCACGCCCAGUCCGGGCUUCCUGUCACCUGUGGCGUAUAUGGUGGAGGCGGAGUCAGAGUUGAUGCUGAAGAGAAUGCAACACGAAAGACAUUCGAUCAUGGCUGAAGCGCUGAGUCGCGGCGGUCUGGAGUAUCUGUCUCUGAUGGAUGAUGGGAUGGAUGGAGAGAUCGGUCCUGGGAGGAAGAGGCUAAAGAAGACGGAGGAAGGACUGUAUGCCUGCGACAUCUGCGACAAAACCUUCCAGAAGAGCAGCUCUCUGCUGCGCCAUAAAUAUGAGCACACAGGGAAGAGACCUCACGAGUGUCAGAUCUGUAAGAAGGCGUUCAAACACAAGCAUCAUCUGAUCGAGCACAGCCGCCUGCACUCCGGAGAGAAACCGUAUCAGUGCGACAAAUGCGGCAAACGCUUCUCGCACUCGGGCUCGUACUCGCAGCACAUGAAUCACCGCUACGCCUUCUGCAGCCGCGACAGCGACCCGGACCUCGCCGAGCCGCCCGCCGCUUACCUGAGCGACUCCAGCAGAGACGAGGAGGACGAGGACGAAGAGGAAGAGGAGAGCGCUUACCAUGGAGGCGCGAGGACGGAGCAAACCGAGGAGAAACCGGCAGACGGAAGCCAGAAACAGGAGAGUCCUGACGGAGAGUGAGACGAGACGAGACCAUGCUGCAGUGUUUACCAAAGAUGUGAAACGCACAUUCACCACUGACGCGUUCUCUUUAGUGUUCAGAGCUCCCAACUGUGAACAAACACAUCCAAAAACGAAUAUCUGACCUUGGACCACAAAACCAGUCAUAAGGGUCAGUUUUUUUAAAAAGCUGAAUAAAUAAUCUUUCCAUUGAUGUAUGGACAAUAUUUGUCUGAGAGACAACUAUUUAAAAAUCUGGAAUCUGAGGGUGCAAAAAAAUCUAAAUAUUGAGAAAAUCUCCUUUAAAGUUGUUCAAAUGAAGUUCUUAGCAAUGCAUAUUACUAAUCACAAAUGAAGUUUUGAUAUAUUUACGGUAGGAAAUGUACAAAAUAUCUUCAUGGAACAUGAUCUUUACUUAAUAUCCUAAUGAUUUUUGGCAUAAAAGAAAAAUGUAUAAUUUUGAGCCAUACAAUGUAUUUCUGACUAUUGCUACAAAUAUACCUGUGCUGCUUAUGACUGCUUUUGUGCUCCAGGGACACAUAUACAUGAACACGCGUUUGUCCAAAGACUUGAUUCAUCACCAGAAUCCAGAGCAACUAUCUACGGCGCCCGAAAAUCACUGUGAGGCACAAACGAGUCUGCAACGUUUCCAAAUUAAUACAUAAAAAUAGAUUUAAAAAAAAAAAACUACAUACUAAAUAAAUAAAUAAAAUGCCAACGAAGAGAAGAAUAAUCUCAGAAAACCUACCAAAGUCAUAUUUCGCAUCAAAAUAAUAAUAAAAAUUAAAUAAUAUGAAAUUAUAUUUUGCAUAAAGAAAAUGAUGCCUGUUUUAGGACCAUUACAAUUUUUUUGCACUGGCAUUAAAUAAGCAAAAAUAAAUAAAUAAACAAAAGAAGAAGCACGUUAUUGUAAUGCAUAUAUAUACGUCAUGAAAUUUGGACCACCUUUCAUUUAUGCUGAAAUAUAUUUUUAAAAAUGCAUUAUGUAAAUGUCAUCUGAAAUGGUUCUGAAAGGAGGCUUAAUUUUCUUUAUACAAAAUAUAAUUUAAAAAAUACAUUCUACCAAGAAUGUCAUAUUUCACACCAAAAUAAUAUAAAAAUAAAUAUGAAAUAAUAUUUUACAUACAGAAAAUUAUCAUUUACAUUCUAACAAGUAUAUGUCAAAGUCAUAUUUCACACCAAAAUAAUAAUAAUAAUAAAAAUAAAUUAUAUUUUGCAUAAAGAAAAUAUGCCUGUUUUUAGAACCAUUAGGAUUUUUCGCACUGGCAUUACUGUAAGGAAAAAUAAAUAAAUACAAAUAACUUACAACUAUAUAUUAUAUUAUUAUUAUUAUUAGAUUGUUUUCAUUUUAUUGAUUUAUUUUUAUUUUGGAGUGAAAUAUGACCUAGAAGUUUUCAUGAAUUUGAUGCAUUUUAAGAGCUCAGGAGCAGUUAUUAACACGAGACAACCAUAUGUAGUGAAAUAUUAAAUAUUUCAACAUAAUAGCUAUUUACAGUCUAUGAUUUGACAAGCAUUCACUGUUUAGCGGCAGAAAUCGAGGGUUAGUUAAUGACCGGUUAGCUUCUGGUUUCCACUGUCAUAAUUAUCUGCACUAUAACUCAGAUCAAGAUUAAACACAGAUUUGACAUCAAUGAACUGGAAAACGGCAAAAUUGGACGAUAAUGACAGACAUUCAGCCUCAAACUGAAGUUUGACCUUCUUCUCGGCUGUUCAUGCGCUCAAAUACUUGCACGAACUCUGAUGCACCAAAUCAUAUGCUCAUGAUGCAAUACAAUCCAUUCAUAAAGUGUCCUUUGGAGAAAGAAAGCUCUGGAAAAGCCAGUCUAGCAUGUGUUGCACUGAAUACGAGCUCAGAAACCGAGCCGGGAAGCUUUAUAAUACUGCCAAUUAUGCAAAAUGUUUGCUCUUUAAACGUGCAGGAGUUUAAUUAACAGAAUGCAAACGGGGCUUUAAAUCUGCCUUCAUUCAUUUAGUGCUUGACUUUUCUACUAUUAACUCUCUGUAAACAUGAAAGUUACACCAAAUGCUUCUUGCACACCAGAACGGUGCACUAUUUUCACCAGUGUUAUUUUUAUACAAAAUUUUGAAGCUUUGUUAAAAUGUUAAUACAUAAUCUUUGUAAUAAAGUUGUACAUAUUUUGGAAAAUACA
Messenger RNA from Onychostoma macrolepis, 4745 nucleotides. RefSeq names its product zinc finger E-box-binding homeobox 1-like. Lineage: Eukaryota; Metazoa; Chordata; Actinopteri; Cypriniformes; Cyprinidae. The transcript has 9 exons. Gene Ontology annotation, molecular function: RNA polymerase II cis-regulatory region sequence-specific DNA binding; DNA-binding transcription factor activity, RNA polymerase II-specific. The record is from RefSeq and is a predicted model, not a curated record. The coding region runs from base 220 to 2616 and encodes 798 amino acids. Gene Ontology annotation, biological process: regulation of transcription by RNA polymerase II; anatomical structure development.